This is a messenger RNA of Phanerochaete carnosa HHB-10118-sp, 609 nucleotides long. RefSeq lists its product as uncharacterized. The annotation marks the transcript as partial. Lineage: Eukaryota; Fungi; Basidiomycota; Agaricomycetes; Polyporales; Phanerochaetaceae. The transcript is spliced from 2 exons. The record is from RefSeq and is a predicted model, not a curated record. Gene Ontology annotation, molecular function: protein binding.
ACCCCUCGUACCAUAGGAACAUGGCUAGCACAUGCGACCUGUGGCGAGCAAAAUAUCUUCGAGCUGACAUUGUACGACUUGAAGAAUCUUCAUCGACCGAUUACAGAUAUCACUCUACCGCCAUUCACCCUGCAACCGGAUCUCGAUUGCAAGCCGCGCGUACAGCAAGUGCUCUUGAGUCCCGACUCGAUAUAUCUCGCUAUAGCGCGCAGCGACAACGUCACUCACGUCUACGACGCCCGUUUCCUUGGACGCAGAGUUCUCUAUGAGUUUCCGCAUGGCGCAGCGGUGGAGGCGACUAAGGAAGACGGCCAGUACGGCAUUUAUAAGGUUGAAUGGCUCGAUGAUGGUACGCACCGGUUGAAUCUUGUCACCUGCGGUGCGGACGGCUGCGUACGCUUGUGGGAUGUCAAACAAGCGUACGGUGACUUUUCAGAUACAAUCGUCGCCCAGUCGACUUCUUAUGCCGGAUGGUUCUCUCUGGGCGACAUAUAUAAGGGUGAGAUACCUCUCGUCAUGGGCGACGGCAGCGGUAAUGUUGUUGUUUGUGAUAGGAUAGAUACCCUUGACGAACCCCCACGGCAAUCCUUGCUAGAUACAUCCGUAUAA